Paraglomus brasilianum is the source of this 2142-nucleotide messenger RNA. The record is from the annotation of a GenBank genome assembly. Lineage: Eukaryota; Fungi; Glomeromycota; Glomeromycetes; Paraglomerales; Paraglomeraceae.
AUGAUCUCGUUUUUGGCGAAACACAGAGUUGAUCCCUUCACCAGAAAAGACUGGUAUGAUGUCAAAGCGCCUUCGCUUUUUAAACAAAGAAACGUCGGAAAGACUCUUGUCAAUCGUACGCAAGGUCUAAAAAACGCCAACGAUGCCUUAAAAGGCCGUGUGUUCGAGAUAUCUUUGGCGGACCUGAACAAUGAUGGUGAUCAUAGUGAUGAUCGUCAUGAUCAGGCCUUCCGUAAGAUCAAGCUCAGAGUAGAUGAAGUUCAAGGCAAGAACCUCCUCACCAACUUCCAUGGUAUGGAUUUCACAUCUGACAAACUUCGGUCUUUGGUAAAAAAAUGGCAGACUCUUAUCGAAGCUCACGUCGAUGUCAAGACAACCGAUGGCUAUCUUCUACGUCUAUUUGCAAUUGCAUUCACCAAGAGACGUCAAAAUCAAGUACGAAAGACUACAUAUGCCCAAACAUCUCAGAUUCGUCAAAUUCGAAAGAAAAUGUUUGAGAGCAUGACAAAAGUAGUAUCGCAAAAUGAGUUGAAAGUAUUGGUUAGCAAGCAUCUCCUGACCGAUGCUAUCGGUAAUAAUAUUGAGAAGGCUUGUCAGGGAAUUUACCCUUUACAAAACGUAUAUAUCCGCAAGGUAAAAAUUCUAAAAAGCCCGAAGUUCGAUAUACAGAAGUUGCUUGAACUUCACAGCGACACGGCCGAUACAGGCUCUAAAGUGGGGGGUGCAAAUAGAGACUUCAAAGAACCGGAGUAUGCCUCAAUAGACAACUACGAGAGUAAUUAUGAAGAGAUAGGAAGCACGCGUGAAGAAAUAACAAAGACACUUGAGUUGAAUAGGGCUUAUCAGGCGGAGUUGGGAAAGUGCAUUCAGAACCUUGAAGCUGCACUGAACCAUAACCGAACGACACAGGCUCAAGAGAGAUCGGAUAAAGAAAGGGCUGAGGCAAGAUCUGAUAGUACGAGAUGCUGGGGUCCACCCUUCUUUGUGAAUGAACAUGGACAGGGACUGCCUGAGCUUGAAGACAACUGUAGUACUGUUCGUCCAGUUUUACAUAAAUAUCAACGAUGGACUAACAAUGAGCGGGCUGCGUUAGCAAAGGGUAUUAAGUUUAUCAAUAUGAAAAAAGAGGCGUCCAAGAUUCUUGCUCAGGGCGGCAAGAUGAAAGACUUGCAAAGACUAUCCAAUGCAUAUCUGCUAGAAAACGUCCGUGGGGUUGAUUGGCGUUUCAUAGCUAAGCAUUUUGUACAAACUAAGACCGCCUCGGAAUGUCUGAUGCAAUGGACCAAUCAUGACCAUCCACGGAUAAACAAAAGUUCCUGGACAAAGCCGGAAAUAGCAAAAUUACGUGCUAUUGCCCAAAGGCACAAGUUUCGUAAUUGGCAGGCAAUUGCACUCGAAGUGGCGACUAACAGAACGGCUGCAGAGUGCUUUAAAACUUAUGUUAGACAGAACAGCGAACCAAGGAAAUGGACGAAAGAAGAAGAUGAGAUACUAAUACAAGCUGUCGAUUUAUACGGAGAGAAAAACUGGCAGCAAGUUGCUUCCUGUCUUGAAGACAGAAGUGGCCAACAGUGUCUACACAGAUGGACGAAGACGCUAAAUCCAGCAAUAAAACGUGGCCGGUGGACGCGUGCUGAGGAUGAGGCCUUGAAAGAUGCCGUUAAGCUGUACGGUGCAGGCAAUUGGGUUAAGAUACAGUCUUACGUACUCGGCCGAACUGAUGUAAAAUGUCGAGAACGAUGGGUUAAUGUUCUCGACCCAGCCGUUAAAAAGGAUCCCUGGACAGCAGAGGAAGACAAACAAUUGCUCUCACUGGUCCGAAAGCAUAAUCCUGGUAAUUGGUCAAAAAUUUCUGCAGAAAUGGAUCGACGUACUGAUAAUCAGUGUUGGAGAAGAUAUAAAUGUCUCUUGAAAAAGACGAAGCAGGGAGAAAUUAUUUCCUUAACUUCUGAGUCUGAGGAUGAAAAUCGAAACACAAUUCCUGAUAUUAAUACGAAUAACAGUCCUAGUGUGGAUACAACGGCUACAGCUAAGGACGUAGUGAUACCAAAUAUCGCAAGUCGAUACCCAAAAAUAGCUCCCGCCCCUAUCCCGAGGACUGCAGAAUAUAAAAUACCAGUUACAUCUAUAGAAAAAAAAUAA